Molecule: messenger RNA, 876 nt
Organism: Phyllostomus hastatus (greater spear-nosed bat)
Lineage: Eukaryota; Metazoa; Chordata; Mammalia; Chiroptera; Phyllostomidae
Exons: 5
Coding region: 1-876 (291 amino acids)
Source: RefSeq, a predicted model, not a curated record
AUGCUGCCGGGGGCUCCUGGCCGGGCGGGCUGCGGCGCGAAUCAGGGGCUCGGAGGCGGACAGGCUUUUAAUACGACCCGGGCGGGGACGGGGCGGGGCCGCCACGGCAGGUCGCCGAGCACCCGAGCCAGGUGCUGCCCGUGCGCGCGCCCGCGCGCGCGCGAGCUCGACCCGCAGCGACGGGACGCACAGCCCGGGCUCCCCCGGGAGCGGGGACAGAGGUGGGAGCAGUGGGUGGGGCGAAGGCGCCGCCCCUCUGCGGACUCCCCCGCCUCCCGGACGGCGCUGCUGCCUCGCCCGCUUCGUCCCCUUGAACGGAGAAGAAAAGGCGGGCACCUAAGGCUGAGAACCCGCCACAGCCGGACUGGCGACACCCCAGGGCGAAGAGGUACCCGCCUGCACCGUGGACCGGGAGCAGGUGGUCUGGUCGACUGUCCCAGGUGGGACCCCCCGACGACAGCCAGGAUCAGCGCCCCCCGAGUGAGCACGGUGCCGUGGACACCCAGCCCAGUCCGGCCUUCACAUGAUGGCAGCCCCACCCACAACUGUCUGGGCACCCCCAGCAAGGACCUCCCAGAAAGCCCAGAGACACAUCCUCAUCCUCCAGACGUCCUCCGACUGCAGAGCCCACCACUCCAGGAAUUAGGGCACAACUUACCAGCUCACUCCGCACUCUGCGUCUCUUCCUCGUUGAGUGACCAGGCCGGAGGGAGCGUGGGGACAAGGUUUCGGACACGUCACUCAACCUCCCUGCGCCUGGUCUGCAUGCCGAUCACAGUCCAGAUCUACAGGCUCGAUUCCACUCAGGCUGACAUUUGGCAGGAGACACCCAGCCGCCGCCGCCUGCAGCCCCUGUCGGAACACGAGGAAACCUGA